AUGUACCACACGGGGGAUUGUUUGGGGGAAGCCACCUCUGAGCUUGUUAACACAGCUCUCGAGACAGCAAGCCGCGUCCUGGACGUCAUGUCGGACCCUGCCCGAGAUGAUCUGCCUCUGCUGGCCAACACCAGCCACAUGCUUGUGAAGCACUAUGCCCUGGAUGUAGAUGUAGAUUUCGAAAACCAAGUCAUUGAGGGCACUAUCGUGCUUUUCCUUGAGGACGGAAGUGGAUGCAAGACGCUGGAUGCAAGACAUUCCACCAUGGAAACCUGCCGGCCGGAGUCAGGUGAGGCCUUUCCAUUUAGGACACCUAGUCCCGGCCCUGGGCUCGUGACGCAUUCAAGGACUGUCUCCACUAAAAUGGCACAUAAUGAUUUUACAAUCUGUGGUAAAGGUGAAAAAGCUACUUAUGAUGAAGAUGGUAACCAUGGCAACCGGGACCAGGCCUCUGAGACUUGUAGCUCCAAAAAGUACCGUUGUGACACAGGGAAUCAUGGGAGGGAGGAUUUUUGGCUCAUACUGGACUGCUGUGAUUUAUCCGUGUUAAAGGUCGAGGAGGUGGAUGUGGCUGCUGUGCCAGGCAUUGAAAGUUUUACAAGGUCUCCCAGGCUCGCCACGGGCUCCCAGGAGCUCAGGAAGGAGAUUGUACGUGAACUGGUGUCUCUGCCCGCGGGUCGUUGGCGGGAGCAGUUCGACUGCUACGCUCGCUGCAGCCAGGCUCCUGGCUGUGGAGAACUCUUGUUUGCCACUGACGCCUGGAGCUUGCGGGUCAGGAAGAGAGGGGCUCAGACCGCUCCUGACUUCCCUCACGCCAUCAGGAUCCGGUACAGAACCAAACCCGAGGGGCAGUCCGUGACGUGGACCUCAGACCAGAGCGGCAGGCCAUGUGUUUAUACUAUGGGAUCUCCCAUAAACAACAGGGCCCUUUUUCCAUGCCAGGAGCCACCGGUUGCCAUGUCAACAUGGCAGGCUACAGUUCGAGCAGCUGCAUCUUUUGUUGUUUUAAUGAGUGGGGAAAAUUCUGCCAAGCCGACACAAAUUCGAGAAGGGUGCUCAAGCUGGCAUUACUACGUAACCAUGCCGAUGCCCGCUUCCACAUUCACGAUUGCAGUGGGAUGCUGGACUGAAGUGAUGCCCGAGACACGCUCAUUGGAUGAUCAACCGUCACAGAGCCCCUUCCCGUCUUCCAAGGCCGACUCCAGAUGUGCUGGUGUUUGCGGUCACAUGGAAUACCCCUGCCGCUUUCAGAAUGCGACUGCCACCACUCAGAAGGUCAUUCCGCAUAGAGUCUUUGCCCCAGUAUGCCUCAAGGGUGCCUGCCAAGAGACCCUCCUGCCGCUGCUCCCUCCCUGCCUCUCAGCAGCACAUUCUGUCCUGGGAACACACCCGUUCUCCCGCCUGGAUGUCCUCAUCGUCCCUGCCAACUUUCCGAGUCUAGGGAUGGCCAGCCCCCACAUCAUCUUCCUGUCUCAGAGCACCCUGGCGGGCAGGAGGCAGCUCUGCGGGACCCGCCUCUGCCAUGAGAUUGCUCACGCUUGGUUUGGCCUGGCCAUUGGCGCCCGCGACUGGACGGAGGAGUGGCUGAGUGAGGGCUUUGCCACCCACUUGGAAGAUGUGUUCUGGGCCAUGGCACAGCAGCUGUCCCCCCACGAGGCCCAGGAGCAGCAGGAGCUGCGGGCUUGCCUGCGCUGGCAGCUUCUGCAGGACGAGCUGCGGAACUCCCCCGAGGAGAUGCAGGUGUUAAGACCCAGUAAAGAGAAGACUGGCCACGUGAGCGAGUCAGGAGCAUCUGUCAUCAAGCAUGGCCUCAACCCAGAGAAGAUCUUCCUGCAGGUCCAUUACUUAAAGGGCUACUUCCUUCUUCGGUUCCUUGUGAAAAGACUUGGAGAUGACACCUAUUUUUCCUUCUUGAGGAAGUUUGUGUACAGGUUUCACGGGCAGUUGAUUCUUUCCCAGGAUUUUCUUCAAAUGUUGUUGGAGAACAUCCCAGAAGAAAAAAGGCCCGAGUUAUCUGUUGAAGGCAUCUUCCAAGACUGGCUUGAGACUCCUGGAAUCCCAAAGCCGCUGCAGAGGGAGCUUCAGGCCGGGGAGGAAUGCGGGCUGGUGCUGCAAGUGGGCGCCGAGGUCUCGAAAUGGAUCCAAGUGAACCGGAGACCCCGAAAGCGGAAGCGAAGGGCGAACGCCGAGGUGUUUGCAAAGCUUCUCCCAGAUCAGCUGGUCUUGCUUCUGGAACGGCUCCUGGAACUGAAGACCCUGAGCCCGCACACCCUGCAGAGCCUCCAGAGGACCUACCGCCUCCAGGAGCAGGAUGCUGAGGUUCGUCACCGCUGGUGCGAGCUCGUGGUGAAACACAGGCACAGCAGGGCGUACGGGCAGGUGGAGCGCUUCCUUCAGGAGGACCAGGCCAUGGGCGUCUACCUGUACGGGGAGCUGAUGGUGAGCGAGGACGCCAGGCAGCAGCAGCUCGCCCGCAGGUGCUUCCAGCUGGCCCGGGAACAGAUGGACAAGUCGUCAGCCAAGGUGGUGGCCGAGAUGCUGUUCUGAACAGGGAAGACAGCAGCCAGCUUCCCUUUGCUGACCACUGACCCUGGAUGGCACAGCAAGGGGGGCGGGACCCUGCCUGCCUUGGACCCCAUCUGCCAUGCAAGGUGGCAGGCGGAGCAGAGGCCAGCAGCUGUUAGCACACCUGUCGGCACCUGGAGACACCGAGCCGCCUGCACGCGUCUCCACAGCCCUGCGUCCUGGGACCCCUGGACUCCCUUGGAUGUCACUGCAAUGCAUUUUCAUACAGUUCUGCUGAACUGUUUUGACCGAUACAUCCAACAUUUGGAUUUCAAGUUUUUAGUGUCUUUUAAAUUAUUUUUUUGUAAAGGAAUCUAAACUGUUCUAAUAAAAGUGUAAUGGAUUUGG
Messenger RNA from Ochotona princeps (American pika), 2913 nucleotides. It is a transcript of the gene AOPEP, whose product is annotated as aminopeptidase O (putative). Bases 1 to 2547 code for a protein of 848 amino acids. The transcript is spliced from 17 exons. Gene Ontology annotation, molecular function: zinc ion binding; metalloaminopeptidase activity. NCBI's taxonomy places the organism in Eukaryota, Metazoa, Chordata, Mammalia, Lagomorpha, Ochotonidae. The record is from RefSeq and is a predicted model, not a curated record. Gene Ontology annotation, cellular component: nucleolus.